Molecule: messenger RNA, 994 nt
Organism: Daldinia loculata
Lineage: Eukaryota; Fungi; Ascomycota; Sordariomycetes; Xylariales; Hypoxylaceae
Exons: 2
Coding region: 200-943 (247 amino acids)
Source: RefSeq, a predicted model, not a curated record
CUUUUCUCUCUAAUUCAUUUCAGCUACUCUACGUUUCUCUUUGGGAUAUUCAUUUUCCGUCUUCUUUCUCUUCUUCCGUAUAUCAACGUAAUAUUCUAAGGCUAGUCCUUCUCAGCGCGAGUCGCUUAUUACAUACGCUCUCUUAAACGACAUUCUUUAUAUUUAGACGAAGUCAAAAACAUUCAUCAAAACAGCCAAGAUGCAUUUCUCUACCUCUACUACCGCCGCUCUUCUCACCCUGUUGGGUUCCGCUGCUGCGCAGAAGGUCCACGUCGUUUCGGUUGGCUCUCCCAAUGGCACUCUUAUUUUCAGCCCGGAAAACCUCAAGGCGGAUGUUGGCGAUAUGAUUCAGUUCCAGUUCCGAGGUGGCAACCACAGUGUAGUGCAGUCCAACUUCGACAACCCCUGCACACCCAUCUCCGACCACACCAACCAGACCGGCAUUUUCUCCGGCUACCAACCCGUGGCUGCCAGCAAGGCCGUGGGCAUGAUCCCCACAUACACUGUCAAGGUCUCAGCCAAGACACCCCUGUGGUUCUACUGCUCUCAGGGCAAGCACUGCCAAAACGGAAUGGUUAUGGUAGUUAACGAGAACACUUCGGCAAAUGCCACACGAAGCCUGUCAAACUUCAAGGAGAUUGCUAAGGGAGCUGCCGCCAAUGUUGCCCCCUCAACACCUACUGGUGGUUCCUUGGGCAAUGGUACCUCUUCUGGCGGUUCGGACUCUGGUUCAGGUUCCGGCUCAGGAUCUGGCUCCGGAUCCGGUUCUGGCUCUGGUUCAGGCUCUGGAACUGGUGCGGAUGCCACAGCCACACAAUCCUCGGCUCCUGUGGCAUCGGCUACCUCCAGCACCUCUGCGAUCCCGACCGCUGCCGCAAACAUCGUUGGUGCCUCCAGCUCAAUGGGUCUCCUUGGUCUGGUCGCUGCCCUAUUUAUGCUAUGAUCUGUCCUAUAAUAGGAUAUAAAUAAGAUUUGCUCGUCCAUAGUCUUAUAG